UGACCUAUUGACCUUCCCUCUUGGUUUCUCAUUCCGUCACUUGCCACUUUAUAUUCCUGAGACUUGUCACUCACCAGCCUGCUCGCCUGCCGAGGCAUGUCAUGUAUGACCAGUUGACCCCUCAGCCUCCGUCUUCUCAUCAGUGUUCUUGUGCAAUUGCGGCGCAGAGAAAUCGCCUAAAACAUGUUCCAUACCUUUCAAUCCUCCGUAGGGCUGCGCUCACCCGGCGUCGAGAGCGACGGCUCCACUAACAAACCUGCACGCACGUCGGGGUCACGGCGCAUCUCGACGAGCAAUGCAUGCGUCGAAUGCAGACGCAGAAAGAUUCGCUGCGAUGGCACACAGCCGUGUGGCCAGUGUCAGUGGUAUCAACACCCAGAAGCGUGCGGGUACUCGAAGCCGGCGCAGAGGGUUGUCCCCAGCAGGAAGCUGGUAGACAAGCUAUCAAGCAACAUCGAGCAGUACAAGAGCGUGCUUGCGAGAUUGUAUCCAGCCAAAGACCUCGAGUCUCUAGCCUCUCUGCCCCGAGAAGAACUGCUAGACCUGGCACUCUCUCAACCCGCGGUCGGGUCUACGACUUCACCAUCCACUGCGACCACGCAGGCCAUUUCGGAGGUCGCGCCUGGAUCUGAAGGUAACGACAGUUUAGAGGCGCUUGAGCAAGCUCCCCCUGAAGACCCGUAUUGGGACGAGGCACGUAAGCACCAAGGCCGAGUCCAGGGAAUCUCCGACGAUAUCAACGGUCUUUCAAUGUCAGUUGACCGACUAUCGUCCUAUGUUGGCAUUUCCUCCAUUACCGCAGCCCUCAAAGUCAUUGUCAGGUGUGCUCCGCAAGCCCGACCCCUAAUUGCGCACAACAACCAGGAGACGGCCCUACCGAGUCGAGCAGGAUCUCCACCUCCUGAUCUUGCCGACAAUGAUCCCCACGCUUUGCCGCCUGUGCCAUUGGGACAAGAGCUAAUUGAGAGCUACUUCGAGAAAGUCCAUUUGUUCUUCCCACUGAUUGAGGAGCGCAAGUUCUGGACGACGUACCUCUAUGGCGAGCGGAAAGACUCGCCUUGGCUGUCAUUACUGAAUAUGGUUUUUGCUCUGGGGUCACUCGCGUCAUCCACGGCAGACAACGAGGCGCAUUAUGUGUACUUCAACCGCUCACGGCAACACCUAAGUCUAGAAUCCUUUGGGAGUGGAAACCUCGAGGUACUGCAAGCUUUAGCAAUCAUGGGCGGAUACUACAUGCACUACUUGAACCGUCCAAACGAGGCGCACUCUCUCAUGGGUGGCGUCCUUCGAAUGGCGACUGCGUUGGGUCUGCAUCGCGAGUACUCUGAUACUUCGAAAACAAAUCCUAGGCAUCUUAAUAUGAUGGCACCUGGAGAGACGGACUCGAUAUCCCCUGAGAUGAGAAGGCGCAUAUGGUGGAGUUUGUUCUGUUUGGAUGCGUGGGCUUCAACGACGACUGGCAGACCUUCCCUAGGGAGGAUGGGUCCAUCAAUCACUGUCCUUGCCCCUGGGAAGAUCACAAACCCCGCGCACGUACUACCUCAACCAAACAGCCCUCAAUACAUCGAGCAGCUGAAAGUCUUACCUCUGGUUCACGCUUCUGAGUUCUGUAAAAUUGCGACUAGGAUUCAAGAUCGGCUUGUCGAAUCCCCUUUGCUCACUCCAUCCGAAACAUCGGCCUACGACGCAGAAAUCAUUCACUGGCACGACGAACUCCCUUCGAUUCUCUCAAACAUGGACGAGUCAUGUCCAGAUUUCCUCCGCCGAGUCCGUUUUGUCAUGAAAUGGCGGUUCCAAAACAUCCGCAUUGUUCUCCACCGACCAGUUUUACUGAGCACCGCAUUGCGACGCUGUCCAUUCAGCGCUCUAAGCGCGGAAGAGAAAGUUGCAGUCGGCAAAUGUCGCAUCAUUGCCGCUAAAACAAUCGAGGACAUAUCGAACGAGUGUCUUCCCGAUCUCGUUUCCGGCUGGAACGCCGUCUGGUUCACCUUCCAAGCAUGCAUGGUCCCACUCGUCUCCCUCUUCAGCGACACCAGCAUGCCCGACGAAGCAGAGAAAUGGCGCGCCAGCAUCGAAACCGCGCUCUCCUUCUUCGAGCGCAGCAAACCCUGGAGCAUCGCCGCGAAACGCAGCAUGGACGCUGUCUCCCGCCUCUAUGAAGCGUACAAAGUCCAGCUCUCGGAGCACAACCUGCCCGACCACCACCAACCUCAUCCCCAAUACGCCAGCCAUAAUGUCGCCGGUAUGGAGGGCGCCUUUGACUACAACUCCGUUCCGGAUGUCGCUACUUUAUCGAUGAAUCCCGGUGCGUGGGGCGGCGAGCCAGGUGCAAUGGGCAACCUGAGCGGCUUCUGGGACGACAUGAUGUGGGAUACAAACCUCCCUGAUAUGCUGGAUACGCCGUUUGGCUUAGGUAACGAUUAUGAUUUCCAAGGUGCAGCACAAGAUUCGGGUGCGCCUUGCUGGAUGCAAGGCAAUUGAGAUUCACA
Molecule: messenger RNA, 2489 nt
Organism: Lindgomyces ingoldianus
Lineage: Eukaryota; Fungi; Ascomycota; Dothideomycetes; Pleosporales; Lindgomycetaceae
Exons: 3
Coding region: 184-2481 (765 amino acids)
Biological process (GO): DNA-templated transcription; positive regulation of transcription from RNA polymerase II promoter by galactose
Cellular component (GO): nucleus
Molecular function (GO): DNA-binding transcription factor activity, RNA polymerase II-specific; RNA polymerase II cis-regulatory region sequence-specific DNA binding; zinc ion binding
Source: RefSeq, a predicted model, not a curated record